UUCUUCCAGCGACUGUCCUCCCUUUACGUGAAAUGCGGACUGGAGAACAGGCAGCAGCAAUUCCUGCCAGAGCUGAGGCCACCAUACCAGUCCCCCCAGGCACAUAUGAAGACUUCAGAGCCUUUGAAGAAAGCCAGGAGGCUGUCUCCAGAACUGAGCUCUGGGACCGUGGUGGAAAAGAGGAUGUUGGAGUGGGUAAAGCGUUGGCAGAUGAAGCAGGUCAUGAUGUGUGCACGGAAGAAUUUGCCACAUCAGCAGUUUCCGAAUUCUCUCAGGGUGCUCCAAGUGCUGGAAUGUUCUAUCAUGAGAAACUGGCUGCUCCAUUUGAAAAGUGGCACCCGGGUAUUGAUGAUGUGGGGUAUGAGCCAGUUGACAACUCCCAUAUUCAAGACAGGCCGUAUCCUUUAUACAGCAGAGGUAAAUUGAAAGAAGAGGCCGCUGGGCAUGAAAAAGAUGAAGACCGUGACAUUGAUGAAACUAUUCUGCAGGAUUCACCUUCCGCAUUAGGACCGCAAGACUCUCUACUGCUUGAAGCAGCCGAGGAAGCUGUGGAGGUUCAUGGCUUUCCAGCAGAAGGCCGACCCAAAGAUAAUCUGGCAGAAAUAUCUAGAGAGAUUCCUGUUACUGAAAGGGAAACUCAUAAAGCAGGACAGAUCCUAGAUGAGAGACGACAGUGGUUGUCAGGGAAAGGAUAUGAUGAUGUUACCAAGAUGGAACCCUUUGAAACUCGUAUUGACAGUAAAGACAAAGAUGGAACUGAUACUGAAGAGAAAAAGCCUAAGACAUCCACACCUUCCUCUGCCAACCCCCUGAAAGAUAGAUCCUCCAUUACCCCCCAGCGACCCUCCUCUGUUAGUACAACCCCUUUGAAAAACCCCUCCAGUCCUGCUGAGUCCUCAGUACCAGCUUCCACUCCUAAACGCGUCUCUUCUAUCACAUCCCGACCUGCCAGUACAGGAAGGAAAGAAACAAAGCCAAAGGGUCCGGAGAUGAAAAGCGGAAUGAAGAUGGCCGCUCCCAGGUCUGCCACACAGACUCAAAAAAGCCCAGCCAACGCUACCCGGAUCCCGGCAAAAACGCCCACGGCCCCCAAGACGCCUCCCAAUGCUGCUGGCAGGAAGGAGCAGAGAAAGCCGCCUACCCCAGCAGCAAAAUCUGAAAAAGGUGAGCCUGCGAAGUCUGGAGACAGAAGUGGUUACAGCAGCCCUGGCUCACCUGGGACCCCCGGUAGCCGUUCCCGCACGCCCUCCCUGCCAACUCCCCCGAACAGGGAGCCCAAGAAGGUGGCAGUGGUUCGCACGCCACCGAAAUCCCCUGCUUCUGCCAAGAGCCGCCUGCAGACGUCUACUGCCCCCAUGCCUGAUCUGAAAAACGUCAGGUCCAAGAUUGGUUCCACUGAAAACCUGAAGCACCAGCCAGGAGGUGGAAAGGUGCAGAUAAUGAAUAAGAAGCUGGAUCUUAGCAACGUUCAAUCCAGGUGUGGCUCAAAGGAUAAUAUCAAACACAGCCCCGGAGGAGGCAGUGUGCAAAUUGUUUACAAGCCUGUAGACCUGAGCCAUGUGACAUCCAAAUGUGGUUCCUUGGGCAACAUUCAUCAUAAACCAGGUGGUGGCCAGGUGGAGGUGAAAUCGGAGAAACUGGACUUCAAAGAGAAGGUGCAGUCGAAAAUUGGGUCAUUAGAUAACAUCACCCAUGUCCCUGGAGGAGGGAAUAAAAAGAGAGAGAAGGGCAAGGACGAUGAGCGCGGUGCACAAAAUGGUGUGUCCCAAAGCGCAGGGCCUCAGGCAUUGCUCACUGAGCCCGCCAUCCCCGAGGAGAGCCCGCUCCCAGACUUGCAGCCAGAUGGCGAUGCCAAUCGAGUCUCACAAGCUGACCUUCCGCGAGAAUGCCAAAGCCAAGACUGACCACGGAGCCGAAAUCAUCUACAAGUCCCCCACCGUCUCCGGAGAUGCCUCCCCCCGUCGCCUUAGCAACGUCUCCUCCACCGGCAGUAUCAACAUGGUGGACUCCCCCCAGCUGGCCACGCUAGCUGACGAAGUGUCUGCUUCCCUGGCCAAGCAGGGCUUGUGAUUGCCUGGCCGUGGGCGGAGAGAAGAGAAGAAAAGAAAAAUCAAUCUGGCCUUCUUCCUCUGUUCCUUUUACAACUACUCCCCCCCCUCCCCCCUGCCCCCCAAAUGGGUAACGAUUUAACCUACUUUUACUGUCCCUUCAGCUCUGGCUCCAGGACUUCAAAAUCAGUAACAGCAUUAGAUAUAAACCCUCAUCUUCCCCAGGCGAUCUUAGCCCAGUGGAAAGGAACCUGAUAACCGCCCCCCCCCCCAAAAGGGAGUUUGGUUUCUGGAGAGGUUGGUGCUGCUUAAAAUUAACUUCAAGGUACAAGCCUGUUCCCAUCUCAGUCAGACUGAUCCCCAGCCCGCCAAAGAUACCGGCACCUCCCCACCUCUGACAACAUCCCCGGUUGCUUUCCAGCACCCACCCGCCCACCCCCUGCUGGGGAGCACGGGGCACUGCACUCACCUUGGAAAUCUCACGUAUGCAGUGUUGUUCCCAGGAUAUGAGACACCAGGAUGGGUGAGGUAAUAGCGUUUACUGGACCAGCGUUGGUUGGUGAGAGAGACGAGCUUUCGAGCUACGCACAGCUCUUCCCUCUGGUCUGGGAAAGUGCUUGGUGUCCCAGCUGAGUAACUGCGAGCACCCGCGGAAGAGCUCCAUGUAGCUGGAAAACGUCUCUCUCCCACCGCCGGAAGCGGGUCCAGUAAAGCUGUUACCUUGCCCGCUUGUGUGUCUGAUGAAAAUCUCAGACUAGUUAAUACUAUGUAGAAACCCAGAGACAGUAUGGGAGGCCACCCACCUUCCCCAGGGACUUCUUGGGGAGGGAUGUGACAGAAACACCUCUUUUCUCCCCUGGAAUUUGGCCCCGUAGCUACCUGGAUUCCAGGUCACAGGCUGGGGCCCGGGAUCCGACUGUCUCUUCUCUAAUUAAAGGGCACCAGCCUUCUUCCUUAUACCCAGCAAAACUGACUUUCAAGUCCUGGGAGCCCACAGCUUCCCUCCACUCGGAGCGAAUGGCACGUCCCGAAGGGGGUAGUACUAGUAGCCAUGGCAAACUCGCUGUUCCCAGAGCUGGUUCCUUUGUCUAGGCAAGGAUCUCGCCUGCUCUCUGGUUUGACUAACGUGGUUUCAGGGCUCCUUCUUUUAACUCGUAUUAAUGACAACAACUGGCGACUUUUUUCUCCCAGGCUGUUUCUCUUACAAAAGGAUAUCAGCCUUUAACCCGGGCUUCUAGGGGCAAGACCUGCUCCCACCACUGCUCUUCUCCUGGGCUGAGGCCUCUUACCCUACUUAAUUUGAUGGCCUUGGGCCCGUAUCCAGUUCACUGCCCUCUUCCUCCUAUCCCACUCCCACGCCUGCCAGCGUGUGCACUGUGUGGUCUGGAGUGCAGGCAACCCUGGAGCGCGGUCCCUCGGCAAGGCAACUAAACACUGGGUGAGUGGGUUGGGCGACCUGUUGUAAGAAACAGCAGAGUGCUGACCCAUCUGAAUGCCUAAGGACUAGUGUAAGGAUGGGGGGGAUGGCUGGAAUUUGUUUCCCUCCCUCAGUACCUGUAGCCUUUCUGUUCCGCACAUGGUAUGAGGCUAAGGCCAUGCCUGUCUGUGUCUGUCUGACUGGUUGAUGUGGGCUUGAAUACUCUGAGGCUGGCCACACAGAUUUCUCAACUUGUGUGUCAGUUUCUGAGAAGCUCCCUCAGCCGUUGCAAAGUGAAAGUUCUCUUGCCCUGAUCUGAGCUGAAUUAAUAGAGGACUUCUGGGUUCUGUGCUAUCUUCCAGUAGAAAAGGGAGACGCUUGAGUUAGACACAUGUGGGACAGCUAAGAGCUGCGGGAUUUGAAUUCUCCAUCUUGUUAGCGUAACAAUGCCUAGACUGAAGGCACGUUUCUUUGGUCGGAGCAGUGGAUAGAGGGUGACAGAGCCAGGGACAGAUGGAAAUAGCAUCACUAUUUCACCGAGCGAUUUUGGAAGAAAAUCUUUACAUCCAGGAGAUAAGAUGUGUCUGAAGAUAGAAAUUGAGCUUCCCUCUUCUCAAACCCAACUGCCUGCCCAUAAAUCCCUCCCUCCCCCUUAUAUCCCCAGGUGGCCCCUGCAUCUUUUAAGCUCCAAACGCUGGCUCCAUGCAGUGGUAAUGAUGACACUAGGGACUAGCAAAGGGAUGGUCUUGAAGGGUAUCCCCGCUGCCCUAGUUUUGUCGGAGUGGUGCAUUUUAUGCUGGAGCUGUUGAGUAGAUGAGUCUAGGAUGUUUUCUUUGGCAUACCCUCGUGUUGUAUAGUGGGAUUUGUCUGUAUAUGCUUGGAAAUCACCAGGGUGAUGAUUGUUCUAUAAAAAGCAUGUGUUGUAAAAUUCAGUAGGUAGGUUUCGAACUGCCCCCUGUGCUCAGUACUGUGCUAGAAUUCAGCCAAAGCGACUCUCGCUGUUGUCUGUUUAAUCAGCAAAGGGUGAGAGCAAAUCUGGCUAAGGCCAGAGACAAAUGCAGUAGAACUGAACUGGGUCAGCAUUGACCCGGUAUGAUGGGAAAUGUGUUUCCAGAAGCUGGAGGGGUCUGGCCCCCAUGAGCUGUGUGUGUUUUCUGGGAAUUUGGCCUGCAGACGAGAGAGAAGACUGGAAGUUCAUCGCACUGCUGCGCUGGUGAAAUUGUCCUGCUAGAUAAGUGGAGGUUGUCACUGAGCCCAACCCUUCGUCCUGUGCAGGACUGGGCCGUACGAGGUGUCCUCUGAGCCUUUUUCCAAUCUUCAUUAGAUGCCCCAGGUGAUGAGUCUGCCCCGGCUUCCUAUAGGUUAUUCCAUAGCCACUGCCCAGGAAACCCUUCCCCAAGGCCAAGUGCUGCUGUUAGCACCUGAGGGGACCGGUAGUGGCGAUAGGAGUUCUGCAGGCCUGCUGGUCACUUUUCUCUGGAUCACAAUUGAACCCAUGGGUGCUAUAGAUCCUGGCAGCAUUUUAAUGGACGUUAAACUUUGAAAAAGAGGCAGAGCGGAUCUCCUCUUGUUCCACCCCCUGAACGCCUCCCGGUGAUCUCCAGCAGGCUGGUCAGUGGAUUUUCGAAUCACACAAGCAUUUGCAGUCCCUGACACGCCUGUACUGCCCUCCUUUGCAGAUGGGGAAAGGGAGGCAGGCUGGGAGGAGCGAUUGGCCCAAAGCGUCACUGAAUCAUUGAGCUGGGAUUAGAAUUUGGGGAGCCUGGGGGUCAAACCAGUAAAACCUUUGAUUUCACAGGAGCACCAUUUCCUCCGUUAUCCAUUGACCCGUGGGUGGGAGAACCAGAGGGCAGCUCUGUUCCUUGUUCUGAAACUCCAGCUGCUCGGUCCCACCCUGUGCAGUGUCUGCCGUGAGACUGGGAACAAGGCUCACUUCUGUGCCAUUGACUAAUGGUCUUUGAUCACAGCCCCCAUGGUCACAUGGCUGACUCGCCAGGGGCGUAAGAAGCUUUAAUGUUUGGAAGUGGUGUGUUAGUCAUGUCCUGCGGCUCCACCGUUAACACCCUGUGCAGAAGACAGGCCCAGCUUCUCUGAGGUCUGUGCUAGCUUACCCGACCACUCAUGCCCUCGCCUCUGACCUCCCCAAGAGAGCCACUCUAGACAUGGGGGGCGAGGGUCUGGGACGUCAUGUCCAUGCACCUGGCUUGGGGGCUGUGCGUCAGAGGGCCACAAUCACACCCCAGCUGCCUGAAUUCUAGCUCUGGAUUAAAUGGAGUCCCAGGAACUUGAGCUGCCUCGUUGAUACCAGGGGGGCGUCUUCCCUUGCGAGAGGCUGAAUUAGGAAUUGUAAUUGGAAAAGAAAAUGCCAGGAAGUUGGGUGACUUCUUGGGGCUUUCAAGUGUCAAUUACGGAACAGUAGGUGAGCUGCUAAUGGCCCUGCUGCCACCUUUGCACCCGCUCCUCUUCUCCCGUGGCCACAGCGCCUGGCCCAGAAGCUCGGUCCUUAAAGGAAAACUGCCCUUCAAAGAGCUGGGCGCUGCCGCCCUGAACUCAAGCGUUCGAUGCUUUGGGUUUGCACCAUUCUAACCCUUUGUUUUAGCCACUGGUUUACACAACCCUGAGUGCAAAUGAAGGUUAAAACAAGACAAUAUGUCUCUUGCUGCUUUUGUUGCUAGGGCAACCUAGUCAGAACAAGCAUGAGGUCACUGGCCUUGGCUGCCGCUUGCCAGCCCUUCCCCUAGAUACUGCUGCACCUGCUCUGAGAAGUGCUCCGGAGCCGCCUUUCCUUCCCCCAUUGCCUGCCUCGAGGGCGGGGCUACCUGUGCAUUAGGUGACGCUAAUUGCGAGGAGGAGAGGGCAUUAAAAAGUCAGUAUUAGGGAGCUGGGGAUGCACUGGCCCGGUUCCCCCGUGUACCCAGCAAGGUGCCUGUGUAGGCCCACUGCCGUGCUCGGGGGCAGGACUUCAACCAGCCCGGCCCUGGUCGGGUGCCUGCUAUUUUACUGGGUAGACCUGCAUCAAACAGCCCUUUGCCAGUGGGAGUAGCCCCGUGUGAACUGCAAGGUGCCAGCAACCGCCCCUUCGAUCUGGGCUGUUGCAAUCGGGCGCUCUGUUUGAGAGGCACAGGGCUAGUGCUGGCUAGAGUGUAUGCCAGUAGCCGUGCUUGUUGCAACCUUACCGCCUGUAUGAUGAGCAGAAACUGCCCUGAGUUAGCCUCUAAAACCUCCUCCUCCUUAGCCUGCCCUCUACCAGCAUCAAGCCAACCCGCGGUAGCAGCAGGAUUUGGCCCAGCCCGAACGGAGCAGCCUGCUGCUCUUGUACCGAAACAACGGCGACAGGAGUCUUGGUUCUGGUGUAUGAGCUAAUCUUAAGGCAGCUCCCAGGGGGGGUUUAACUGCAUUCCCGCUGGCUGCUGGGCAAAGGAGGUUGGAGUUUCUAGCCCCUGAGCUGGUCUGGUUUCUCUCGGGUGCAGCACUCCGGUGCUCAUUCCCAUCAGUCCUUCAGGAACCAAGAGGCGGCAGGUGGAGGUUGCCUGUGGCACUGGCCCAGCUUUGAAAGGGAGAUGCUAGCUGGGGAGUUAGGGCAAGCAAGUCAGCCGAUUGGCUCGCACUUCUUUCCACAGCGGUCGCCCUGGUCACGCGGUGGAGACGCAGCCCUAAUGCUUGCUGAGGAUGGCAAGAGUCACACGACAGCCUGCAGUCACUGUCAAUAGUUCCACUUAACUGGACUCUAUGAUUGUAAGACCCUGUAAAGUCUGUGAUUAUCUUUGUAUCAUUGUGGGAUGAUAGGAACCCUAGGAGAUUUCUGUCCUAUGUAAAUGAGCAACUGGGAGAACCAUUUUAACCCUUUUCUGCUGCUACUGAAGACUGGGCACCUGCAGUGCCGUGAAUCUCAAACUCUCCUUAGCCAAAUUUCACGGAGUACAGUGUGGCCAAAAUGACUGUGGCUCGCUGCAGUCCCCUGGCCCAGGCAGCACCCAGUUAUUUUAGAAUGUAAAUAGCUGGAGUUUAGGAAUGGGGGGUUUUAGGUUUUUAUGAACCCGGCCUGAAUGUCAUUUGUUGUGAGCUUACAGAAAUCUGCAGACUCAACCCCCUUCCCAGAUGUUUCAACUUGGUCCUGUCAGAAUCCUGCAGUCAUUGCUGUCUAGAGCUUCUCUCCCUGCCCUUUCCAGCCCCCCACUCUGCUGGCAGCUGUCUUUACCCUCGCCAGCUGGGUCCCAGCCUUCCUUUGCAGUACCCAGACACUCCUCUUCUAGAAAAGUAGCUAGUCCCAGUUCCCACCCUAACCCUCCAUUCCCCAAGAGCCCAAGCCUGACCUCCCAGCCCAUAGAACACCGUCAUUUUAUAGAUGUCACCUACCUGGGCCUUAAGCCAGGGCCUGAGAUUUACUGCUAAGGGACGGUCCGUUGAUGUACUUGUUCCUUUGGUCUGAAAAGGGUUAAAACUGGCACUAUAGAACCGUAUUUCUGAACUCCAAAAAAUGCUCCUUCCAGGAAUUUGAAGUGGCAAAACGACAAUUCUGGUAUUCGCAAUCCUGUGAUUCCCUUUUUAAUUUUGGGGGGAGGGGGUAGGAGGGCUUAAUCUCUGUAUGAUCAUCCUAGCUUAGCUUCCCGUUUGUGACUGUCCAUAGUGUAGUGUGUGUUUUAACAACUGGUUUACACUGAUUGUUGCUGUAAAAGUGAAUUUGGAAAUAAAGUCAUUACUACAAUAA
Molecule: messenger RNA, 8173 nt
Organism: Chrysemys picta bellii (western painted turtle)
Lineage: Eukaryota; Metazoa; Chordata; Testudines; Emydidae
Source: RefSeq, a predicted model, not a curated record